AUGCCUUGCGAAUUGCGCUGGGACCUGCUGCCAUUGUGUUUUUUGUGUAUUGCCUCGGACAAAUUUCCGCAGCGCGCAGGCGAGUUGACGCGCAGACUGGUGACGUGGGAGCGUUGGCUAGUGCGGUAGGCCAGCAUUCCCCACCACCAACACCCAAGUCCCCGUCCUGUGUUGACAUGCGACGUCGGCACUCCCUACUUUACUACUAAUACUACUACACGCUCGUCUCCCAGUCGCCUUUCCUGGCGCCUCAUCAAGAGCCAUAUCCUAAUACAUUUGCAUAGCACUUCAUCCACGACCACCAACGACCCCGCGUGCCCAUAGCCACACAAACCGCCCAACUCGAGCCCAAUCUGCCCACCAUGGCAUCGGUCACGUCGUUGGACCAGGACAUGCGCAAGCUACGCAUGGACAGAUAUACACCAAAAGCUGCCAACGAAGUGCGGAGCUGGAUAGAAGACGUCCUGGGCGAGCGGCUGCCCGCGGGCGACUUGCUCGAUGCGCUGAAGGAUGGCACCGUCUUGUGCAGACUCGUCAAUCACGCUGUGCCCAACCCCGGCGUCAAGUUCAAGAAGUCGUCCAUGCCCUUCAUACAGAUGGAGAACAUCUCGCACUUCCUCAGAGCCUGCGAGAUGCCACCGUUGAAUAUGCCCGCCCACGACCGCUUCCUCACCGUCGACCUCUACGAAUCGAAAGACCCUACCCAAGUCCUACAGUGUCUCGGCGCCUUCAGUCGAGUCGCCAACUCGGUAAACCCCUCCAAUUUCCCGACCUCGUUGGGCCCCAAGCGCGGCGGGGGCGGUACAUUGAGCCCUUCGACCACCGGUGGCGGCUACACAAACACAGGCAUGGCAUCCCCUGGUUUCGGGCGCAGCAGGGGACCCAGCACCACUAGCGGCUCCAGCACCUUCAAUCCACUUGCUCGACCACCCGCGACCGAACGGCCUCUCAGCCCUGCCCGCACAGGAAGCUCCACUACAUCCUACACAUCCAAUGGUAUUCCCACGUCGCCCCCGGGCGGUGUGAGUACAUGGAGUAAGAAGGCUGACGUGGGCAACACAGCGCCAGCAUGGAAUAUCCACCAAUAUGGCUACAUGGGUGGCGCAAGCCAAGGCAACCAAGGCAUCGCAUUCGGAGCCCGGCGGCAGAUCACGACCGCCGGGCCACAUGUACCGAACCUAGCGGAGAAGGAGCGAAAGCGCAAGGAGAAAGAAGCAGAAGAGGAGCGACUGCGUCUGCAGGCUGAGGAGGCUGAGCACAAGCGUCGCGUGGAGCGCGAGGCAGAAGAGGAGCGUGUACGGAUAGAGGAGGAGCAGAAAUGGGAGGAAGAGUCGCGAAAGCAGCAAGAAGCAAAACAGCAGCGACUCGACCAGCAAAAGCGCGAGUGGGAAGAGCAAGAGAGGCAGUGGAAACUGGAGGAGGAGCAGAGACAGCGAGAAGAACGAGAGGCACUAGAGAGGGUCGAGGCUGAGACGAGACGAAAGCGAGCUGGAAGUGACGCGCGACUCAAGGGCCAGUUCCUCAGCCAGUACCAGGCCGAACAAGCCAGCAAACCACGCAGUCGACGAAAUAGCCAGAGUGAGGAGCACAAUGCCGAGCGCGAUCGCAUCAGAGAGCUGGAGCGACAGCUUGAGGAGGCAAAGGAACGCGAGCGCCUAUAUCAACAGGAACGAGAAGGCCGCCUAGAGAGCUCCAAGGCACGCGCGCGUUCGAAGAGCCGUACCCGAGACCGAUCAAGGAGCCGCCCGCGACCGCAGCCUCCGCCACGCGCGCCUUCACCUCAGGAUAGCACUGUCUCCUGGGCACAAGCUGACGAUCGCGACUAUCUCCGCAAGCAGUGGGAGCAGACACAAACGCAAUCGCCACGACCUCUCCCAGAGCCUGCGCCACCUUCUCUUCCAACACGUCCACUACCUGAGCCAGCAGCGCCAUCUCUGCCCACGCGCCCACUACCGGAACCAUCAACGAGACCCCUUCCUGAUCCUGCAGCAUAUGCAAACAAGAGCCGAACAGAUCGCUAUCUUGCGUCCAAUCCAGCACCAGCACCUCUCAAGCCUCAAACUCACAUCCCAGCAGAGCUCACGUCAACCUCGGAGCAGCGUGGUGAGGACGCUAGACGAGCUGCUUCGCAGCAAAAAACCAAGGCGGCCGGCUGGGCAUCCAAGUCACUGCUAGAGCGCGAGAUGGAACGUGAGCGGGAGCGACAGAAGGAGUGGGAGGAGUCUCAGCGUGCGCUCCAAGAGGCCGCGAAGGACCCCAGCGCAGGUACAGGUCAAGGUCAGAGCUGGGACGUCAACCAGUAUGGCUACAUGGGCGGCGACAACCAGAACAAGCUGGGGGGUAUUGGUGGUGGAAAAAGGCAAAUCAUUGGGCCGAGGCCGUUUGGCCCUCGAUAGAGGCUGCAGAGGCAUUGUAUUCUGCCUGUUAUUAAUCUUCAUAGUAGUUGUUGCAUAGUGGGUGAAGAAUUGAGUUCGUUGUGAGUAGAUGAAGAAACUGUCGCAUGGUCUAUAACAGCGAUAAAGUACUGAGGUCAACUAAAUUGGAUAGCUUUAUCCCGUAUCGCUUGAC
Messenger RNA from Cucurbitaria berberidis CBS 394.84, 2568 nucleotides. RefSeq lists its product as uncharacterized. The transcript has 2 exons. Gene Ontology annotation, molecular function: protein binding. The record is from RefSeq and is a predicted model, not a curated record. The coding region runs from base 363 to 2396 and encodes 677 amino acids. Lineage: Eukaryota; Fungi; Ascomycota; Dothideomycetes; Pleosporales; Cucurbitariaceae.